UCCUACCAUCCAGCAUUCACACCAUCACACUUCCGAUCCAAUCACGAGCGCGAUUCCCAGCUCCACUCGUUCCCCGAAUCACAAAUGAGCAAACGCGCCAGCAAGAAGGACACCCGCAAGUCUGUGCUGGAGCCGACUUCCGAAAACCCCGUUGCAGAUAGCAUCGCCAGUAAUGCAAAGCAGACGCGCAAAAAUAUGAAUACACUCAUGGAGCACAGGCGCAGGCAUGGCUCCAUUGACAAUACCUCGCCGACGAGCCAGGUAGCUUCGCUGAUGGGACGCUCCAACUUCAACUUGGACGAUGAUAUACCCGAGCUAGAUAAAGAAGAAGGCUCUUCGGCAGGCUUCAUGGAGCUGUCCAAGAAGGACCAGAGAAACUUCCUGCUGCUGGUCUUGCUGUACUUCUUGCAGGGCAUACCGAUGGGUUUGGCUAUGGGAUCGGUGCCGUUCUUGCUCAAGACUGUGGCUUCCUAUUCCUCUAUUGGAGUCUUCUCUCUUGCAGCAUACCCAUACUCCUUGAAACUAUUCUGGAGCCCUAUCGUUGACGCGGUUUGGUCGCCGACUGUCGGACGGCGCAAGAGUUGGAUUCUGCCCAUUCAGACCAUCUCCGGAUUUUCCAUGCUGUGGCUUGGCUCCGUGGUCAACAACUUGAUGGAAGCUGCUGGCAGUACCGAUACCAAUGGCGUGUGGAACUUUACUUUUUGGUGGUUCAUGCUGGUUUUCCUUUGCGCCACUCAGGAUAUCGCAGUAGAUGGCUGGGCAUUGACGCUUCUCUCCCAAGAAAACCUUGCUUAUGCAUCCACCGCGCAGACCGUCGGAUUGACCGCCGGGUCUUUCCUGUCGCACACCGUUUUCCUUGCCUUCAACUCAAAGGAUUUCGCCAACAAGUGGUUCCGUUCUACACCCCAGGACUAUGGUCUGUUGACUUUGGAUAGCUAUUUGCACUUCUGGGGCUGGGCAUAUCUGUUGGUCACAUUGGGCCUGGCUGUCAUGAAGCGCGAAGAGCGCACUAAAGAACGAGAGGGCAUUAUGGAAGUAUACCGCACAAUGUGGGGGGUUCUGAAGCUCAAGAACAUUCAAACAUUCAUCGUUGUCCACCUGAUUGCGAAGAUUGGAUUCCAAGCCAAUGACGCCGUUACCAGUCUGAAACUGCUCGAUAAGGGCUUCAGCCAGGAGGACCUCGCUCUGACCAUUCUGAUCGACUUCCCCAUUGAAGUGUCCCUCGGAUACUAUAUUGGAAAAUGGUGCCAGACAUACCCGCCCAUGCACAUCUGGUGUUGGGCAUUCCUAGGCCGAUUGGGAGCUGCUGCGUUUGCGCAGUUUGUAGUCUCCAUCUUCCCCGCGGGCGGAACCACGACGUCGUACCUUUUGUUGGUAAUCAGCGAGCACGUACUGUCGACCUUUAUGAACACAGUCAUGUUCGUAUCCGUCUCGGCCUUCCACGCAAAGAUUUCGGAUCCCGCCAUCGGAGGUACCUACAUGACUCUUCUGGCUACGGUCUCGAAUCUAGGUGGGACGUUUCCGCGGUAUUUUGUGCUCAGAUUUGUGGAUUUCUUCACUGUCGCCACUUGCGAGCCUCCUUCGUCGCCGCCAAAGGCCGAACUCCUCAAGGGUGAUCUCGUCACACAGGCCUUCUCGUGCGCGCUCGAGGCCGAUAAGCACCGCUGCGUGGACGGCGGAGGCCAUUGCAAUGUCGUCAGGGAUGGAUACUAUGUGACCAACAUCAUUUGUAUCGUGAUUGGCAUUGUCACGUUUUAUGGAUUCAUCAAGCCGGCCGUGACGCGCAUACAAGCUCUGCCUCUACGGGCGUGGCGAUUGGCAGAAUAG
Molecule: messenger RNA, 1827 nt
Organism: Periconia digitata
Lineage: Eukaryota; Fungi; Ascomycota; Dothideomycetes; Pleosporales; Periconiaceae
Source: the annotation of a GenBank genome assembly